Egretta garzetta (little egret) is the source of this 2593-nucleotide messenger RNA. RefSeq names its product RAB1A, member RAS oncogene family (gene RAB1A). Bases 1 to 753 code for a protein of 250 amino acids. The record is from RefSeq and is a predicted model, not a curated record. Lineage: Eukaryota; Metazoa; Chordata; Aves; Pelecaniformes; Ardeidae. Gene Ontology annotation, molecular function: GTP binding; GTPase activity. The transcript is spliced from 6 exons.
AUGCAAAGUAUGGAAGAUGUUGUGCAAGGCAGGUGUGUAAAAAGGAUGAGCAAACAGAGGAGGAUCGUGAACAAAGAAAAAUUGAGAAGAAAGUUUCUGAAAAAGGAAGAGGUCAGAGGAGAGAAUAAUGGCACAAAAGCUGGUAUUGAAGAAAAAAGUGACUAUUUAUUCAAGCUACUUCUGAUUGGAGACUCCGGUGUUGGGAAAUCUUGCCUUCUACUUAGGUUUGCAGAUGACACGUACACAGAAAGUUACAUCAGCACGAUUGGUGUGGACUUCAAAAUCAGAACUAUAGAACUAGAUGGGAAAACAAUCAAGCUUCAGAUAUGGGACACGGCAGGACAGGAGAGGUUUCGAACUAUCACUUCCAGUUACUAUAGAGGCGCUCAUGGCAUCAUAGUUGUGUAUGAUGUUACAGAUCAGGAGUCUUUCAAUAAUGUAAAACAGUGGCUGCAGGAGAUAGACCGUUAUGCCAGUGAAAACGUCAACAAGUUGUUGGUGGGGAACAAAUGCGAUCUGACCACAAAGAAAGUAGUAGACUAUACAACAGCGAAGGAAUUUGCAGAUUCUCUUGGAAUUCCAUUUUUGGAAACCAGUGCAAAGAAUGCCACAAAUGUAGAACAGUCUUUCAUGACCAUGGCUGCUGAGAUUAAAAAACGAAUGGGUCCGGGAGCGACGGCUGGUGGUGCAGAGAAGUCCAAUGUUAAAAUUCAGAGCACUCCAGUCAAGCAGUCUAGUGGAGGUUGCUGCUAAAACUUGCCUCCCCCCUUUUGUCUCACAACAAUGAAUUUGCAAUCUGAACCCAAGUGAAAAAAAAAAUUGCCUGAAUUGUACUGUAUGUAGCUGCACUACAACAGAUUCUUACCGUCUCCACAAAGGUCAGAGAUUGUAAAUGGUCAAUACUGACUUUUUUUAUUCCCUUGACUCAAGACAGCUAACUUCAUUUUCAGAACUGUUUUAAACCUUUGUGUGCUGGUUUAUAAACGUGUAAUCCUUGUUGCUUUCCCUGAUACCAGACUGUUUCCUGUGGUUGGUUAGGAUGUAUUUUUGUUUUGAUGUUUCUAUUGGCAUGUUUAGAUGUCAGGUUUAGUCUUCUGAAGAUGAAGUUUAGCCAUUUUGUAUCAAACAGCACAACAGUGUCUGUCACUUUCCAUGCAUAAAAUUUAGUAAGAUAUAUGUAAGAUCUGAUUUGCUAGUUCCUCCUUGUAGAAUUAUAAAUGGAAAGAUCACACUAUCUGAUUAAUAGUUUCUUCAUACUCUGCAUAUAAUUUGUGGCUGCAGAAUAUUGUAAUUUGUUGCACAAUAUGUAACAAAACUGAAGAAAUGUUUAAUAAAUAUUGUACUUAUUGGAAGUAAUAUCAAACUGUAUGGUGAUAAAUAUUGUCUUAAUUUGUAUGGCUAAGGGGGAAAUCAGGCUUGCAUUGUGCACAAAACAUAUCUGUGUGCAGCCAUGGCGCUCAGACCUUCUGGUAGGCCAGAGACCUUCCCUGCAACUAGAACUAGUGACUGCGGCCUGAAAGACUGAGCUGUCGUGGUGCUUAAGGCACGUAUGCUGUACCAGAAACACCCAGCCAAUGUUCACGGGGGCAUAAUGCACUCUGAAUGUACAACAGUUCCCUAACUUAGUCUUGGAACUUAAUUUAUUUCUCAAGGACUUGAUUUGGGGACUUCCUGUCCACUUUGUGUAGUCGGGGAGAGAGAGAGAAUGGUAUUUCCCCAACACAAAUUACUUCAACGUAACCUUGAGGUGGUAUAACUUUCUACCAGUAUAUUAUGUCUUUUCUAUAUACUGUUAAUUCCAUCCUCUUUUAAUCAGUGCUCCUCUGAUGUAGUGCGACAGCUUAGCUUCUAUUCUGUUAUGCAGAGAGGCAUCAGGAGGAGGACACGGGGACAGCCAGGCCCCACAGCAGACUGUUGCUCACAGUAGGCGCUCUUUCCAACCAUUUGGAACUAACCAGCAGCCAAGAGGUUUUGGACAGUGUGUGAUUCUUUGUACAGAGCUAAUCAAAUCAUUAGUGCCUGAUGUCUAGCUAAAAGCCACAGGAAAGCUAGCCUAUAACACUUCCUAUACAUGUAAAAUUGUUCAGCUUUAUCUAAACUCCAAUGUUCAGCCUCUUCUGUAAAUAGUCUCAUGUUUGAAAGACCAUGUAACAUUCCCCAAGUAGUAAAUACACCCUGUGAUAGUACAAAUAUAGCCUAGGUAUGUUGUGAGGUAUAAACUAAAACUGGUGCAAAUAUCCUCAGACUUUUUUUUUUGGGGGGGGUGACUUUGGCUAACAGCUUUCUUCAACAUAGUUGCAUCAAUCAACAGGCAAUUGUAAUACAUAAACUAUUGUCAUGGUUAAGUUGAACUCUUCCACUUGAGACCUUCACAAUAAAGUGAUGUGCUUUCUAUUAGAGAUGUGCUUGUUGGUAUAAUUCAUUAUACGAUGUGACUCGCUCCUCAGGAGCGGUAGGAGUAGGGAGUGCUGCGGAGAUCAGGAACCGAAGCAGAAGGAGGUGUAUUGAGGGUAAAACAUCUUCCCUUCAGAGAAGUGCACAAAUGAACUUAAAUGUCAAGAUGCCUGCUACAUACUAUCCAAAAAAAAAAAAA